UCAGUGUCUCCAGCAGUCCUUUCUCCUCUCCGCACAUCUUCGGUCUUCUGCGCGUUGCAUGGUGAUCGGCUCUUACUUUAUGAAAGCUUCAAGUUGUGCUGUAAGGCUGGUGCACACAGGUCACGCUCGGUCACUUGUAUGUGCUGACCUCAGCUCGUCACCCUCUAUAGAGUCGCGUAGCGGAGAACGUUGCUAUGUCUCCUUUCAUUAUCCGAAAGUACCGAGAUUCCGACUAUGACGCGGCCCGAAAUUUGUUUUCUAGCGGCGUUGUAGAGAACAGCGGCCGAGCCUUUAGACACGCCUUGCAGCUACCGCACAUCUGGCUUCUGUUGUCCGCUCUGCUCCUCCUUCCUGCGUUACGCGUUGUGUCCAUUGGCCAUUCCAUCCUUGCCGCGGCCCUGGCAUUGGCCGGAUUGUGGUUCGGAUGCCGGUAUUUGUAUACGGAGUACGUCCAGUUUUCCCUCUCGGACGACAUGCUGAACAUCCGGAAGUACUACUUGGAGCGGGACGGUUACGGCUUCUGGGUGGCGGAGUCGGGAGGAGAGUUGGUGGGGACGGUGGCCGCCCUUCCUUCUUCGGAACCCGGCGGAGAAAAACACGUGGAACUGAAACGUCUUUCGGUGUCUAAAAACCACCGCGGUAAAGGCAUCGCCAAGGCUUUGUGUAGGACGGUGAUGGAGUUCGCCCGGCGGAGAGGUUGCGAGGCGGUGGUGUUAACGACCACUUUAUCCCAGAUCGGUGCCUGGAAGAUGUAUGAGAAGAUGGGCUUCAGGCAAACUAAUGUAUUUAUUCCACCGAUCUUCAGGUUCAAAUUUGUGGACUUUAAAGUGUUGGCCUACCAGUAUGACCUUCCAAACCAUCGAUGACGUCUUCAACCUGAUGGAAAAUCCUUGAGAUAAUAUCUCACGAGAUGCUGAAAUAAUAAGCUCUCAUUCUCGUAAACAUUAUAUACCGAUGCUUUUCUUUUUGGUUGUACCACCACCAAAGAUCUAACGUAAAAAGUGUGAUAUAUGCUCAUGGCUAUGGAAAUGAAACUCUAAAAAAUAAAUAAAUGCGUAACCACCUAGAACAA
Messenger RNA from Rana temporaria (common frog), 1072 nucleotides. RefSeq names its product N-acetyltransferase 8-like. The record is from RefSeq and is a predicted model, not a curated record. NCBI's taxonomy places the organism in Eukaryota, Metazoa, Chordata, Amphibia, Anura, Ranidae. The coding region runs from base 195 to 866 and encodes 223 amino acids. Gene Ontology annotation, molecular function: N-acetyltransferase activity. The transcript has 2 exons.